GUGCUUACGUGGACGCUUCCUAUAUUCGCCAUUGCAGUAACCCUCUUCCGACUGUGGGUGCGGGCCCGCAAGCGACAGCUUGGAUGGGAUGAUUUUUGGGCAAUGGCAGCUGUAAUAUGCUUUGUUAUCUUCAUCUCAGCGAUGGAGCUUCAUUUCCGAGACGAGCGUAGGUGCUCUAAACUGUCGAUAUUGUUCACUACUAUCCGCUUGACUGCUCCGGGGACAUUCAGACGAUGGCUCAUUCGUUCAGCCUUUUGUUUUGGCUGUGCCUGGGCCGUCCUAUUUUCUCAGGUGUUUUGGGUCUGCGAGAAUCAACCUGGAUGGAAGGAUACCCCGCAACCGCAAUGCGACCUUGGACGCAAUGUGGCCAUCGCUCAAGUUAUCACCGAUGUCGCGACUGACGCAGUAUUAAUAGGCGCACCAUUGAAGUUGAUUUGGAAGGUCAAGCUGACGAGAACACAGAAGAUUCGCAUUUUUGCGGUGUUCAGCACCACUACAAUCGCCACAGCCGUAAGCCUAUACCAUUCCUACGCCAUCCUGCGGUACGGCGGGUUCGAGGAAGCGCGUGCCGCUGUUAUACAGGAUGGUGUCAGCCUAAUCGUGGCAGAUCUCAGUGUCAUUGUCGCGUUCUUCAUGCAGAUCAGUUCUGUGGAUGAUUCCAGCGCACCGGUGGCCGUCGAAUUAGUGAACGUCAGGAAGUCAGGUGGCGCCGCGGAAGCCCUCACAGUUAAUGUUGAUACCAGCACGACCGUAUUCCACGACUAUCAGUACAAUAACUCGGACUUGGUCAAGGUCCCUCUCGGUGUCAAUUCCGAUGUGAAGACACGCUCAUUGCAACCUGAAGAAUAUGAGGAGGGCUCCGGUAUGCGGGUGGGAGAAGUGUAA
Messenger RNA from Gloeophyllum trabeum ATCC 11539, 885 nucleotides. RefSeq lists its product as uncharacterized. NCBI's taxonomy places the organism in Eukaryota, Fungi, Basidiomycota, Agaricomycetes, Gloeophyllales, Gloeophyllaceae. The transcript is spliced from 4 exons. The record is from RefSeq and is a predicted model, not a curated record. The annotation marks the transcript as partial.